AUGUCAGUGAACUUGCGUACCGUGUACGCCUUUGCCAGGGAAAUGUAUCCCAAGAAGGUGAAGGGAGAUAUUCAGUAUGGAACAGCAGGAUUCCGGACAAAACGUCAAAUGGAGACACAAAUAACAGUGAAUCCUAUUACAUUACCCACAAAUAUCGAUGCUUUUGAGAAGAACAAAAGCUCCUGGGAUCGAUGGGUAAUGAGACUGGAGGAGACUUUUUCUUGCUUCGGCAUCACGGACGGUGCCAAAAAGAGAAGCAUGAUCCUGCAUUACAUGGGACAGGAGAACUUUGAGAAGCUGUGCGAUAGAAUUACGCCGCAAGUACCGAGAGAUUUGACAUACGAGCAAAUUGUUGCUCAACUGAAAGAGUGUUUCAACCCUGUACCAAAUGAGAUUGUCGAAAUCUACGAGUUCCAGAAGAGAGAACAACGGGAGGGUGAAACUUGUGAUGAAUACUUGGCGGCCCUACGGAAAAUGGCAACUUACUGCAAUUUUGGAUGUGCAACUUGCAACUAUCUGGUAAAAGCUCUAAGGAAUCAGUUCGUGGCUGGACUUAAGAACAAGUCCAUCCAAAAGAGGCUUUUGGAGAAACGAGAUUUGACAUUGGAGACUGCGCUGGAUAUAGCCAAAGCCAUGGAGGCAUCCCAGAAAGGUGAAGAAUUGCUGUCCGGAAAGAAAGAAGAAGUUCUGAAGUUGGAUGACUCAACUGAGAAGACUCCACGUGAACACCAGGAAGGUGCAAAGACGUUGAAGUGCUUCAGAUGUGGAGUAAGUACUCACUUGGCAAAUACAUGUGUUCAUAAAGAGAAAACGUGCUUCAACUGCAACAAGAUUGGCCAUCUCGCUUCGGUUUGCCAUCAGAACAAGUCGUCAAGGGGUAAUGAUAAAGGGAAGGGAAAAGAUAAAGUUCAGAUAAAUAAAGUUGAAGAUUUACUAUACUAUGAGUGUAAGAAUUCAGAAAAAAUUUUGCUAAAUGUCAAGUUGGAAGGCAAAGCCAUGACUUUCGAGGUGGACAGCGGGUCCCCUAUUUCGGUCAUUACGGUUGAUGACAGAGAUAGAUUUUUCCCAAAUCUUGAAAUAUUUCCUACCGAAAGGAAAUUUGCAAGCUACAAUGGUAGCAAGAUAGAUAUCAUUGGUUUUCUCAGGGUAACAGCAGAAAUUGGGGGCCGUAGCCUGCAAGGAUUGAAUCUUUAUGUAUCGAUGGGUCCUUCCAAGGUGCCUUUGUUGGGAAGAGAGUGGUCUCGGAAACUUCAUUGGUUAAAUUGGAAUCAGAUUAUGUCAUUAAAUAAGAUCAAAGAGAUUCAUGAUACCGAGGGUCAUAAAAUUCAGAUUGAAGAAUUAAAAGAAGAAUUCAAGAACGUUUUUGAUAAGUCUUUGGGAAAGAUAGUAGGAGUUAAAGCGGAACUCAAAUUGAAAGACGAUGCAAAUCCAGUAUUUUUGAAGCCGCGUCCAAUGCCCAUUGCUAAAAAGGAAGCCGUUGAGAGAGAAAUCGAUAAACUAGUUAAAGAAGGAGCUUACGUUAAAGUUAAUCAGAGUAGGUGGGCAACACCUAUUGUUGCUAUACCAAAAGCUUCCGGGAGUGUGCGAAUCUGCGGAGAUUACAGCGUGACUGUUAAUCCAAACUUGAUAGUUGAUAAACAUCCUCUUCCAACGGUAGAAGAACUUUUUCAGGACAUGGCAGGAGGUGAUAAAUUUUCAAAAUUAGAUUUGUCUCAAGCCUACAUGCAGCUCGAAAUGCGCGAAGAAGACAGAGAGAUUCUUACUUUGAAUACACAUAAAGGCUUGUACAAACCUACGCGACUUAUGUAUGGAGUUGCGUCUGCUGUGGCUAUUUGGCAGAGGGUAAUGGAGGCCUUAUUACAUGAUAUUCCAGGCGUUAAAGUUUUUCUUGAUGAUAUAAGAAUAACGGGGGCAAAUGACAGGGAGCACAUGAUGAGACUUAAAGAGAAAAUUAACUACUGUGGAUACGUCAUAGAUAAGGACGGAAUUCACAAAGAUCCCCGAAAGAUUGAAGCACUGGAGAAGAUGCCGAGGCCCCGCAAUAUCGACGAAGAAAUGGGUAGUGAUCAAUUUCUGGCUCAUUAUGAUCCGAAUCAGAGUCUGGUACUGGCAGUGGACGCUAGUCCGGUGGGCGUAGGGGCAUGCUUGGGGCAUCGAUACGAAGAUGGGUCGGAAAAACCACUGUUUUAUGCGUCGCAAACUUUAACAGAGACCCAAAGGAGAUAUACACAGAUUGAUAAAGAAGCUUACGCCAUAAUUUUUGGGAUCAAGAAAUUUUAUUCCUAUUUGUAUGGACGACAUUUCAUAUUGAUUACAGACAACAAACCAUUAUCUCAAAUAAUGAAUCCAGAAAAGGGCAUUCCUCAGUAUACGGCAUUGAGAAUGCAACAUUAUUCUGCUUUUUUGAAAGGAUUCGACUUUACUUUGGAACAUAGGAAGACACAAUCACAUGGAAAUGCUGAUGGACUGUCUAGGCUGCCAUUACCAGAGACCUCUGAAUUUGAGACUGAUGAUCCAGAAAUAACGCAAAUAAAUUUGAUCAGUGUUUUGCCAGUUACUGUAAAACAGAUUCAGGACGAGCUAAAGAAAGAUUCGGAUAUGCGUAUUCAAAAUGGCCUGAGGUAG
Messenger RNA from Phlebotomus papatasi, 2625 nucleotides. RefSeq lists its product as uncharacterized. The record is from RefSeq and is a predicted model, not a curated record. The coding region runs from base 1 to 2625 and encodes 874 amino acids. Lineage: Eukaryota; Metazoa; Arthropoda; Insecta; Diptera; Psychodidae. Gene Ontology annotation, molecular function: nucleic acid binding; zinc ion binding. The transcript is spliced from 5 exons.